CAACACUGUUUCGUGUGGCCAAUUAACGAAUUGUAUCCUAUUUUUGUUGAAAUUAUCACAGAAAAUUAUUAAAGUACCAGGAAAAACCGAAAGCUGCCAAACGCUGGUAACCGGGGCUCACAGAGGAGGCUUUAAUUAAGAUGGCCACGCUUCCGCCGCGCAAAAGUCAGACGCCCACGAGGAUUUGCAUAUCCAAGCAGCAUUUAACGCCGCUCCAAACAUUGCUCCAAAUGGGCUUUCCUAGGCACAGGGCGGAAAAAGCUCUGGCUUCUACGGGCAAUCGAGGUGUUCAAAUUGCCUCGGAUUGGCUACUGGCCCAUGUCAAUGAUGCCACCUUGGAUGAGUGCGCCCCAAGGGAGUACAUCAUUUACGCCUGUCCCACAGGACCAUUUCUGCAGCAACUAGAGGAAUUUUGGGCCAAGUCGCGCCAAAUGUGCGGCUGGAAUGGCGCCCACAACUAUGUGCCUCACAUAACGUUGGUCUCGUUUUUCAAGGCCCCCGAUGAGUGCUCGCUGCAGUUGUCCAAGGCCCUCAAACAGGUGGUGGACAUGACGGGAGCACUGUUGGAUCGCCCUCUCAAACUGGAGCCCUACAUGAGCCAGAACUUUAUGGGCUUCUUUGUGGCCGAGGAGGAUGCUAACUAUCUGAAGCGGCUGGCCCUGCAGUACGUCAAGGAGGUGUCCAACUCAAUCAUUAGCGAUACCUAUGAGCAGUUGGACGCCAUUGUGGCCUGUUUCCCCUGGUGCGGAGCUGUCUCCUCGGGCACCCGCUGCAUUCCGCGCAGCAGUCGAUCCAUCUCACUCGAGCCACACGUAAAGAGCCUGCACCUGACGCUUGCCUACCAGUUCCCGCAGGCACAGUUUAAUGCACUGAAAGCACUCGUGGAGACACUAGACGCCGGCUGCGCCUCCAAUUGGGAACUACGCCUUUAUUCGCGCGAUCCACGACUCGCCACCAAACAAGUCCAGAAGGUCGUUUAUCCACACAACCCGCACGAGACGGAUGAACUUGAGUUACGUAUCGGCGACUACAUCUAUUUGAAUACCGAGGUUGUGGACAGUUCCAGUGACGGUUGGGCUGAAGGCAUCUCUUGGUUGACCGGGAGCACGGGACAUCUGCCCGUCAAUUACACCGAACGCACUGCCGAAUCGGACGCCUGGACCUUGCAUCGAGUGGUCCAGCUGUCCAAGAGCGUGGCCUCUUCUCUGACUUCUGCCGAGGAUCUAGACAUUGUCGACGGUCGCAGCAUAUCGACGGAGCAGGAGGAACGACAGAACACAGCACAUCCAGAGAUAAUUGAGGGCUCAUCGUUUGAGGAAUCUGAACAGAGUGUGGAAAAGUACUUGCGGCAAACACUGAAACCCUGCCUGGAACUGCCCUCCGUGCAGUUGCUUAACAACCACAACUUGUCCCAUCAGCACAACCCGAACACGCCCACGAUCGAGAUCACGACCAAUAUGUCUUCCUGCUCCACCUCCGUGUCAAAGCAGCCGGUGGAUGAGAUCCUGGUGGAACCGCCGGCAGCUCAGCCCCCGCGGCCAGACGAUACACUUAGCGUUCACUCGGACCACUCGCUGCAUCCUAGCUCCCUGGAUGCCUCGCAUGCCAAGAACCGAAAGAUCUACAUUAUGCGUCAUGGCGAGCGAGUGGACUUUACUUUCGGAACAUGGAUUCCCUACUGCUUUGAUGAGUUUGGCAACUACAUGAGAAAGGAUUUGAAUAUGCCGAAAACACUGCCGCGUCGAAAGAAUAGUCCCGAGGGUUGGCAGAAUGACUCGCCGCUGACGAAUGUGGGUGUCUACCAGGCCAAUCUCAUUGGUCAGGCUCUGUCCGAGGCCCAGGUGCAGAUCGAUCAUGUCUACUGUUCACCCUCGUAUCGCUGCAUUCAGACAUGCACGAGUGCUUUGGAGGGACUACAGCUAACUGGAAAACACAAGAUCAAACUAGAGCCCGGCCUGUUUGAGUGGAUGGCCUGGUAUCCCAGCGGAGUUCCGGAUUGGCUUACCAAAAACGAGUUGAUCGAGGCCAAGUACGACGUGGAUUUGGACUAUGAACCAGUGCAGCCUUCAUCUGAUUUAACCGCUCGACUCAAGGAGUCCACAGAACAAUUUUAUGAGCGCAACCAUGACGUUAUCCUGCAGCUGCUGGAGCAGACAACUGGUAACAUAUUAGUUGUGGCCCAUGCCACCACGCUGGACACCUGUUCCCGGCAACUGACCGGAGGAGUACCGCGUAGCACCAACGAACUGCGUCAGGUGAUUCACAAAAUCCCGUACUGCAGUUUGGCCACAGUGGAACAGGUGGACGGCGUUUGGAAGUUGGUGGAGCCCGAGUGCCUGCCGGUGACGCAUUCGAAGAACCCGCGCUUCGAGUGGAACGCCCUUUCGGCCACCUAGUGCCAGUGCUUGGAGCAGUUUCUGUGCAAGCAUUGAGACUGAGACUCGAUUGGAAUGGACCAGGAGGUGAAUCACACACGGAUGGACUUAUACGUAAAUUAUUUGUGUAGCUAUUUGUAUGAUUUACUGCUUGGCAGUCGGCGCUGCACUAAGUUUACUGUACUGCCAUACAAAUUUAAAGUAUUUAGACGAACAUAUAUGCCACUAAGCGAUGGAAUGCGAUUUUGUUGCGGUAUACAGACAAAUCCAUGUGAAACAAUUGACCUGCUUGUUGAAAAGCCAGCUCAAUGGACUCAUACUUUAUUGCAAUCAAUGCGAUCUAUUGACUAUAUAUUGAAUAUAUACAUUUAUACCACAUGCCAGCAAUUAUACUAAUUGAGCCCUUGCUCGCCGCUUUAGCCAUAGAUUAACUUGCUCUGUUACUUGCUUAGUUCUUAGACCACUUGAUUAGCCUUGCUGCGUAGCGCAGCUUUUUUGUAGCAAUAUAUCCCAGAGGCAAAUUCUUCUUAGCAAGCUGUUGAGAUUACUCCGUACGUAAAGCCCAAAACAUAUAUCGAUAUUAUCGACUAGAUUUAGAAGUACAAACCCAUGUAACAACGCACAACAUAAUGGAACAAUAAACAAUAUACAUGUAAUGCCAAAA
This is a messenger RNA of Drosophila ficusphila, 3039 nucleotides long. RefSeq names its product protein UBASH3A homolog (gene Epp). Bases 141 to 2396 code for a protein of 751 amino acids. Gene Ontology annotation, molecular function: protein binding. The record is from RefSeq and is a predicted model, not a curated record. Lineage: Eukaryota; Metazoa; Arthropoda; Insecta; Diptera; Drosophilidae. The transcript has 8 exons.